UAAUUAAUGCUAAUUAACGCAAGAUGUUAGGAUGCAAAAUGGGCAUACUUUUUGUCAUCUUUUUGUCUCUUUGCAGCUGUUUUUCAUCCAGGUGUGGAGAGCUCACUGUUUUAGCUGUGUAUUAUACAACCCUUAAAUGGUCUCUUUCUAAAUUAAAGGUGGCCGUGUGCGACAUCGCGCCUCGAGGACUCAAAAUGGCGUCCACGUUUAUCGGGAACAGCACGGCGAUCCAGGAGCUUUUCAAGAGGAUUUCUGAGCAGUUUUCGGCGAUGUUUCGCAGGAAAGCGUUCCUCCACUGGUUCACCGGGGAGGGGAUGGACGAGAUGGAGUUCACGGAGGCCGAGAGCAACAUGAACGACCUGGUGGCCGAAUACCAACAAUAUCAAGAGGCCAACAUCAGCGAGGAGGAGCACGACUUCCACAGCGAGGAAGAGGAGGAGGAGGAGGACCACGAGGAAGACAGCUGGCACGCAGAGCGGGAGUUUGACGAGCCAAUCAGAGAGCAGGAGGACGGUUUUAGUCCAAUCAACUGACGGCAGAGGCGGGACAUGUCAAUCACUAAAUGUUUCUCUGGUGUCAUGAAGAGUUUUUGAUGAUUUUUGAAUUAAAAGUAGGAUUUAUUUUCACCUUCCACUUUUAACGCUUUAUAUCUCGAACUGGAUGUACUUUGUUUUUUCAAUAAAUCCCAACGUCAAGAUA
Messenger RNA from Notothenia coriiceps (black rockcod), 699 nucleotides. Its product is annotated as tubulin beta chain-like. The record is from RefSeq and is a predicted model, not a curated record. Gene Ontology annotation, cellular component: microtubule. Bases 24 to 533 code for a protein of 169 amino acids. Gene Ontology annotation, molecular function: GTP binding; GTPase activity; structural constituent of cytoskeleton. The transcript is spliced from 2 exons. Lineage: Eukaryota; Metazoa; Chordata; Actinopteri; Perciformes; Nototheniidae. Gene Ontology annotation, biological process: microtubule-based process.